AUGGCAUUGCCUCUACCACAGUUGCCUCAGUUGAUAUUGGAUAGAAUUGUUAGGGAGUCAUGGAGAAUUGCUCUCGACCCAUUGGAGAAUGAUGGGAGUUGGGCACUUGAAAUGGCAAUGGUCAGCCAUCACUUUCGUUCACUGAUCGUGAAGUUAUACGACCGUCUCAUCAUAAACAAAUCAACGAUUGAAUACAUCAAGAAAGGAAGACACCUGCUACCAUUCGCACUGAUUGGCAAGACACCGCUGGCACAUCUCACUAUUGAUAAAGAAGACGAAGACUAUGAUCCCUAUGAAGAUGAAGAUGACAAUAAGGAAGCACCAAUUCUUGAUAACGACAUAUUCAAACAGAUCAUCAUUGAUGGAGUGUUGACAUCACUCACUGGUCCUGCAUAUCAAGUGUGCAACGUCAUCAAGACGUUUGGAAUCACAUCGUUGAUCAAAGUCAACAUCUCAUAUGAGUUGGAUGGUCAAGAUGCAGAGGUUUGGAUGAAAGACGACAUUGGCGACACCAACCCAAACAUACGGGAACUAACCUUCAGCACUCAUGAUGAAGGCAAUGGUGAUCCCGGCUGUGUCUUUGACGGCUGCAUGAGGGGAGUCUUCAAAUCAUUCCUUAAUCUCACGUCGCUCACCAUCGACACGCCCCGGCUGGGAAGGUUCGACAGUUGGAAAAGUCUUGAAUCCUACCUCGAGUCACAGUCAACGAUCAAGUCAUUCACCUAUUCCAAUAGGGAGAGCGACUCCGAGGACACGCUAUUGGCAUUCCUUCUCAGCUCCAAUUGCCCCAUUGAGAUCUUAUCAAUCGAAGUAUUCAUAGGCGAAACAAUACCAUUGAUUCAACGAAGAUUAAGAUCAUUGACGAUCAUGCCACGCCCAAUUGAAGAUAUCCCAUCCAAUGAUCCAUUGGUACACCACCCUGAUGGAUCACUUAUAUCAGCAUUGAGAGUAUCCGAUCACAUUGGAAUCCGUAUCAGCUAUAAUCAUCAAAAGGUUAAUCAGGAGUUCACAUGGUCGUUAAUCAAGGCGCUCACACCAAGUUUGUCCAAGAUCAGUUUGGGCGAGGAUGUCCGACAGCUGGGCUUCCCCGACAACUUUGGAGAACCAAUGACCCAAGAACGCCUCGAUAAUGUGACUACCAAAUUGGAUGACAAUCCAAAAUUAGGGUAUAGUUGGGAAACCUACCAUCAUAAGGCCAUCAUGCUAUACUUCUAUCCUGAUUAUUAUAAUAAUUAA
Acytostelium subglobosum LB1 is the source of this 1236-nucleotide messenger RNA. RefSeq lists its product as hypothetical. The transcript has 2 exons. The record is from RefSeq and is a predicted model, not a curated record. NCBI's taxonomy places the organism in Eukaryota, Evosea, Eumycetozoa, Acytosteliales, Acytosteliaceae. Bases 1 to 1236 code for a protein of 411 amino acids.